AUGGCGAUGAUGAGGACUGGCCGUGUGCUGCUGGUGUGUGUCCUCUGCGUGCUGUGGUGCGGUGCCUGCGGUGGCUACGGUAGAUGUACGGUGGGCCACUGCGCUCUUGCUGAAUUGGACGACGCGAAGUUUGCAAAGGGAAUGGAUGGUGAAGUGGUGCUUAUGAAGAGGGACUGCGUGCCAACUACAGCCUUACGGGGAGUAGUGACGGCAGUACCGGCUGCUGGGGACAGCGAUGAGCUGGGUUCUCCGGAUGCUGGCGUUGGCACCAGCGGAAAGCAGAAAGUUGAUGCAGAAGAAUCAGCGGUUGUUUUUGCAGGGAGCGAACCGACGCCCGGCGGCUGUGGGGCCGUGUCAACGGCUUCAUCUCCUGCUUCUGCUGAUACAAUCGCCGCCAGCAGUACUCCUGUCUCGGGUGCUGGUGGUGCUGUUGGUCCCAAACAGCAGCCGGCAGUUGUCUCCGGCUUCCAAUACGAUUUUUCCUUUGGAGGACGUGAGGGAAAAGAAGGGGAGGAGGCAGGCUCAGCAGGCCGCGGCGAAGAGCCGUCAGUUUCGAGUGUGUGCUCUCAGCCGCCACUUGUUGCUGUGGAUUUGACAAUUUGCACCGUGGACCAGAACAAGGAACAAAACGACAAUGCGUCAUUUGACACCGAUCAUCAAAUGGCGACACAACACGAGGAAGGAGUACCACACGUGCCAGGGAAAAGAGCGAGCGUACAGACGCUUCCAGUACCAACGCCGGCAGGAGGACAACCAGGGCAUGCGACGCAGCCGUCCGAGGAAUUAGAAGAGCAUGCGACUGCACCCAACUCGGGUCCCACACGGGACGCAUUGAACGGCGACAGUCAAGAGCAAACACCGCAGCCUCAAACACCGACUGACAAUAAACAGAGUUUGCCCGUGUUGCAGGGAUUGUCAGAAGGUGUUCAGGAGAACCAGAAUAAUAUGGAAAAUAUAAGAAAAGGAAAUCAGGUGGAUUCGACUGGCAACACGCAAAAUAAAGAGCAUGACUCUGCAGCUGCAACACAUGAAUUAUUGACCGCUUCAAUCAACACCCGUCUUUCUGGAGCUCCGGGAAAUGAAUCCAAUACAACGUUGCUUUCUGGAACUUUGCGAUCGUCCACGGCUGGUACCGAAGAACAGGCAAAAGCAGGGUCAAUGCCCCUGCGACAGCCAAAACCACCGGAAGAAAAAUUAAUAUCCGAGGAAUUGCCGCCAACAGCAACAGAAGUAGAGGCACCAGGAGGUCCAUCAGCACCGCCACCGAAAUCACUUCCACAGAGCGCACUGCCAUCCUCAAAGAAAGUCCCAGAUACCACGCAGUCAACUGAAGAUCCGCAGUCAAAAGGCGUUGAGCCAACAACAGAUGCAAGGCAGAAUGCAAUAACUGAGGGUCAGGCUGAAACAACCUCACCAUCUUCUCCUGCGGAUGAUGCUGCCGCCAAUGACGCUGACGAAAGCAAUGCAGAGAUUGCAAACGAUGGUUCAGCAGUCAAUGCUGGGGUGCCGGAGGAAGAACCAAAUCAAGAACAAGUGGAUGGCAGCGAGAAACAAACAUCAUUUACAUCCACUGCCAAAAAACAUAAUGCAACGAUUGAAGACAGUGACAGCAGCACCGCGGUCUCCCACACCACCUCCCCUCUUUUGCCUCUUCUUCUUGUUGUUGUUGCGUGUGCGGCUGCGGCUGCGGUGGCGGCCGCGUGA
Trypanosoma cruzi is the source of this 1704-nucleotide messenger RNA. Its product is annotated as mucin-associated surface protein (MASP), putative. The record is from RefSeq and is a predicted model, not a curated record. The coding region runs from base 1 to 1704 and encodes 567 amino acids. The transcript has a single exon. NCBI's taxonomy places the organism in Eukaryota, Euglenozoa, Kinetoplastea, Trypanosomatida, Trypanosomatidae.